Paralichthys olivaceus (Japanese flounder) is the source of this 3109-nucleotide messenger RNA. It is a transcript of the gene cfap92, whose product is annotated as cilia and flagella associated protein 92 (putative). The record is from RefSeq and is a predicted model, not a curated record. NCBI's taxonomy places the organism in Eukaryota, Metazoa, Chordata, Actinopteri, Pleuronectiformes, Paralichthyidae.
UUAGAAACUCUGCUGUGGUGCUACCAAAACAACUCCUGUGUCUGCUCUUCAAGUUGAGUGUUUUUAAUGUAAAAUAUCACAAUGGAAUCCGAUCUCAUGGCCAACAUGGAGAAAGAUGUUUGCAGUUCACAGCCAGACUGUGAAGAAGUUUCAGUAAAAGAACAGGAAGGUUUGUCAUCCAUGGAUCAGCGGUUGGGAAAUAGGUCAAGUUCAAGUGAGGAUGUCGCAUUACAGAGAGAUGGCUGCUCAUAUUACACCACAUGGACAGUUAACAUUGCUCUUGCUGUUCCAAGAGAGGAAGAAGCUGCAGUUCCUACAAAGACCAAGAAAACAGAAAGAAAAUGCUCAUCUGCCGUUUCAGUGAAAGCCCACAAAGCUCAGAGCUGCUAUCAUAUUGAAUACAAGCUGUUGCCAGGGGACACAGAGACCACCAAAUUGGACCUAGUAGUGUUUGGCCCAGGAGCAAAACUGUACAAAGAUGAUGAGUCCAAGAUUCUGAUAACCUGGUAUGAAGGAGAUCAGAUAUGGGUCAGUUGGAGCCACAGUUUCAACAUCAGAGUCAACAGGGACGCGUUGAUCAGUCUUCUUCCUUAUAAGAUCCCUGUGAAGAUAUGGAACGCUAUGUACAGACUGUCCAGCUUUCAGGCCCGCUCUGAGAGUCAGAAAUUAUUUAGAUUUCCAAAGGGUUGGCCUGAGGAUGCAUCAGACACAUGUGAUGACAUCAAGACCAUGGUAUCCCAGCUGACACCUAAAAAAAAAAUUGGCGAUAUAUGGUUGGAUUCAAAUUUGGAUGUGGGCUUGGAAAAAGAAAAGAAGUCGGCUCUACAAGCCACACCAAGUUUUCAAAAACACAAUACUGAUGCUUGUGACCUUGGGGAGAUGGGAAACAGCGGCGCAACAUCAGUUGAAGUCAGUCCCCUUCGGUUUCUGGCAGGUGAGACCUCAGUGACUGAACGCUUCCAAGUUUGCUCAUCUGGUUUAUGUGAGGUCAUGUGCAGCAUCUCCCUGGACGGACCUCUAUUAUCCAACCAACUUAAAGCUGAACUCAAUCCAAUGGUCAUCACCAUUUUGUCAGCCACCUCAAUGCCUUCAUCCCCAGUCCCUCUCCAUGUCCUACAGGAAAAGUGCAUGCCUGUCUAUUGCCAGUAUAAGUUCCAUAACUUGAGCAUGCACAGAACAAACUAUCACAAGCAUGAGACUAACAUCUACUUCAGAGAUGUGAAUGUGAUCCUGACUGGCUUGAUGAAUCCACAAGAGCUCCAAGACUUCUUUGCCACUCCGUCUCUGCAGAUAGAGGUUCAUGAUCGUGACAGGAAGGUGGAGGAAAGACCAAAACCAGUAACGUGUGACACAGAGUCAGACGAUGACAUGCACAGCAAUGCAUCACUGUUUGAUCAUAAUUUUCACACCUAUGGCAUCGCAAACCUAAACCUGUCUGAGUUGCUGCUUGGGAAGAAAAGUCUAAAGGUGGACUUACCAAUCAAAUGUGGCCCUCUGCCUCCAAAGCUGGACAGAAAGAGAAGUAGAAGGAACAGCAAGAUGACAGAUACAGCUGCCAGCAGAGAUCCCAUGCCACAGGCUGAUUACUAUGAUGUUAAUUCUCAACUCAAGGUCAAAGUUGAGAUGGCUUGCCCACUGACGACGGAUGAUGGCAUGGAGUUCUACAGUGGUCCAUUUAGCCGUAUUGUAUACCUCUUUGAUUACAACAACUUCUCAGUUAUUAUUAAGCUGAGAUCAGAGAUCCUCAGAAUCAAUGCAUCGGCCUUCCAUCUGGACUCACUCUCAUUGGAAAGUAGAGGGAGAGCUCUAUCAAAUAAGGAAGGCCCAAUGAAUUUAAAGCAUGAUGAGAGCACAGAUCUGGAUUUUGUUACAGGAUUUCAUGUGCAAGAUAAGAGGAAACACAUCUUAGUUCUUGAAGGGCUGAAACAUAAAGCAGUGAGGAGACUUUGGGAGGCUGUUCCUAUGAAGUUAAGUGGGACUGAAGCGGAGCAGGUGAUCGUCCUCUAUAAUUCAAACCUGUGUUUCUUCAAGCGCAUCUAUGACUCAUUAGAUGUGAGUUUAAGUCCCAUCCAGCUACGUGAGUCACUGCAGAGCAUCAUGAUACAGCCUCUGAUCUACAUUAGGGGAAAGUUACCCCAACCCUGCUUCCAGGCUUUGUCAAGGUUAAGCCAGCUGUGUCAAGUAAGGCACCUCAAAGAUGCGGUACAGUACGACCUCUUCCCCUCAGCUGACAUGAUUGUCAGCAUGAGCAGGGAAUAUGGCACAUCUGCUGAGCAGUGGGAGCAACAAGCCAGUGCAUACACUAUGAUGGACUUGCCCACUCACCCUGUCAGGAUGAAAACACAUGCGGCUCUCGACGCAUGCAACAGAGAAUAUAUCAGAUGGAAACACAACAGGCAACAGACGCCAGCCGAGCCCUCCAGGGACUUUAUCCAGGAAAAUAUUCAAAGUGUGCAAGACCAAAGUGAGCAGUUGCAGAAGCCACAGGCUGCUGCAUUAACGUUGGAUCUGGCUGCAACCAUGCCAGUACACAACUACAGCAUCCAGACCUUCAAUUCAAAUGUGCAAGCCAGGGAGCUGCUCCUCAGAGAGCUGGCUAAGGUGCCGGGCCGAAGGUUUACCUACAGUCUGGGGUAUCACAGUGCUACAGUGGAAACUGGAGACACGACUCCUAAAAAUGACUCUGGCUCUGCUGCUGCCUCUACGGCCUGGUUGACAAAUCUGAGCGGGGACAGGUCCAGGGUGCACCCCAGACAUCCAGAUGAGGCUCGUGUGGAAGAGCUGAGGAAGCCGUGGAUAGAGAACAUCCUUCAUGCCAACACACUGAAGCCGAUACUUUCACGGGACAGAUGGGUGUGGAGCCAGCGCCAUGAGGACUUUCAGCUCUACAGCAAACCUCCAGCAGUGGUGCCUCUAGAAAUCUUUCACAGGGGUGGCAAGAUGGGGCCACUGAAGAUUUUGGGACAGCAAAAGCCUUAACUGAAUUUCAGGAAUUCUAUUACGCUGUUGUAAUAUAUAGGCUAAUUGGAAACUAUGGCAAAGAGUUAAGGAAUCACCUACUGAUAUACUGUAUUGGUUUCUUAUGAUACAUUAAACUAAUCUGAUGUGA